Molecule: messenger RNA, 859 nt
Organism: Bactrocera tryoni
Lineage: Eukaryota; Metazoa; Arthropoda; Insecta; Diptera; Tephritidae
Product: 3-oxoacyl-[acyl-carrier-protein] reductase FabG-like
Exons: 1
Coding region: 19-786 (255 amino acids)
Molecular function (GO): oxidoreductase activity
Source: RefSeq, a predicted model, not a curated record
GACUUCGAAUAGAUCGCAAUGAGUUUAGCUGGUAAAGUUGUUGUUGUAACCGGCGCAAGUUCCGGUAUUGGUGCCGCCACAGCUGAGGCCUUUGCCAAGCAGGGUUCCAAAGUGGUGCUCACAGGACGAAAUGAAGCAAAUCUGAAGGCUACUGAGGCUGCCUGUAAAGCAGCCAACAGCAAAGUGGAACUACUACUCAUCGUCGCCGAUGUAACGACGGACGCCGAGAAGAUUAUCAAAACAACAAUUGACAAGUUCGGACAGUUGGAUGUGUUGGUGAAUAAUGCCGGCUAUGGUGAAGGGGGUUCAAUCUUGGAUAUUGAAGUCGAUCAAUUUGACCGUGUAAUGAAUACCAAUUUGCGUUCGAUCUUCCUGUUGACCAAAUACGCCGCACCACAUCUCGUGAAGAGCCAAGGUAAUAUCGUGAAUGUCUCCAGCGGCGCAGGAUUGCGUUCAUACGCUGGUCUUUCGGCCUAUUGCACAUCCAAAGCGGCACUUGAUCAAUUCACCAGAUGUAUCGCCUUGGAUUUGGCGCCGAAAAAUGUGCGUGUGAACGGCGUAAAUCCUGGAAUGAUUGUGACAAAAUUCUAUCAAGGUUUUGGCGUAUCGGAAGCAGAUUAUGUUAAACAUGUGGAGCAUGCGAAGACUAUGUAUCCAUUGGGUCGCGCCGGCGAACCCAAGGAAGUGGCCGAUGUCAUUAUUUUCCUUGCCAGUGACAGUUCGAGCUUUAUAACGGGCGCAAAUCUUCUGAUCGAUGGUGGCAAACACACCACUUGCCCGAUUUAAUAAUGUAAUUUAGUUUGUUUAAACCUAAUCAUAUUUAUAUAGUUAUUGUAAAUUAAAAUAUGCUUUAAAAUAA